Molecule: messenger RNA, 795 nt
Organism: Penicillium macrosclerotiorum
Lineage: Eukaryota; Fungi; Ascomycota; Eurotiomycetes; Eurotiales; Aspergillaceae
Product: DUF5315 domain-containing protein
Exons: 1
Coding region: 1-795 (264 amino acids)
Source: RefSeq, a predicted model, not a curated record
AUGGAAUCGUCCAAGAAAUACCAAAAUUCCCAGCGGCUUCCCCCGCCAGCUUUGUUUCAAGGCCCUCCCUCACAUAACGCGUCCAACAUCUCUCUGUCCGUCCCUUCUCCCGCAGCAGGACCUACUCUUUCCGCACCAACCAGCGGCCAACUUCCUCCUUUCCAUCGCAAAAGAUCCGAUCGCAGCAACGAUGGCGAUAGUGUCGAGAAUCGCAGCUUGCUUUCCCCCUUCAUUUCCCGACGCCCGUCCAAGAAUGACGUCGACGGAUCCGACGCGAUAUGGCAGGAAAUGCAAAGCGCGCUGUCGGAGGUUGAACUAAGCGCCGUAACAAACGAGCAUGUCUUUGGGGAGAAACAUGCUGAAGCAUUAGAAGACCUUCGUAUGAAGCAGUUGAAGCUCGCUCAGGCAUGGGCGCGCAGUGAAGCUGAUGAUGAGGUUGUUGAUUCUAGCCGCAAUACAGCCGACGGGCAAAGCCUGGCAGCGAGUGCACAGCGACAAGGAUCUCUAGAUGGGAGCGCCACGGAAACUGUGCACAAUGAGCAAGCUACUGCCAGAGAACGUGUCUCCUACCGCACCUUGGACGAGGAGACCGAGAAAGAUAUCGUGCUUGCUCGUAAGCGCCGCGAGGCGAAUGACCGAUAUUUUGACCGCGUCAAUCAGGGUGUAUUGGAUGUGGUCGCGAAGCUUGAGGAGGUUUCGCAAGCCAUGCGAACUGUUGAGCGGGAGAGCAAGGACAUCUGGAGUGACUCAGAGAGCACGACAACAGCCGCGCCAUCGUCGACUCAUACCAGGUGA